CGUUCCUGCAAUCAAGUCUUGUCCUCUCCUCAUCCUUCCUCAGUCCCACAACAUUCUACACCCUUUCUUCAAGGCCAGGUUUCACCACACAGAUAGACAUUACCCAUGCUUUCAGAAUCCGAAGGCCAGUCGCGCCGAAUACCAACCCUGGCCUCAUAUUGCCAGCGCGUUCUCUCAGCGCACGCAGAUGCUUUGAGUUGUCUUGGUGAUGACAUACGGUAUGACCUGAUUAAACCUGUCCUGGAAUGCUGCUCUGCAGAGACUCUGCUUCGCCUUGAACAAUCAUCUCCAUAUCUGCAAGAGAACACGUCCGACUUGUGGGAGCGCUUAUGCUUCAAGACGUAUCCUCUACUUGUAGAGCAACUUGCUCGGAAUGGGGAACUUCGGCCUGAGUCGUGGCGUGAACAGUUCUUUUUGCUCCGCGAGGCAGAGGCACAUCGCCUGGAGGAAGUAUCUUCCAAACUACGCAACCAACGCAUGGAAGCUGCCGAGCGCAAGAAGGAACGAGAAGUUAAGCUGACAGACAGACUACCGCCGGCUAAGCGUGCCCGGACCUCGGUUACUCAACCCAAGUCACUGUUCCAAAAGGCGAAGAACGAGGUGAAGUUCCGGAAGGCUCUAUAUACUACUCGCAUUCUGCCUCCCAUGGUACAUGGGAAAACGUAUCGGGUACUUCCCAGCGCCCCAAAUGCGAAACCACUUAUGGCCUCUUCGUCACGUACACCCAAAAUCUGCAUUGGCAGAACGGGUGCCACUGGACCGCCCUCAGCAUCAACUAAGCUCGCGACUAGUGUACCUGUGUCAACGGAGGAACCGCAGUUGUCCGCCGAACCUCUUCCGGCCGAACAUUCUGCACCGGUUUCCCCGCUUUCAACACUAUCCUCAUUGACGCCCGCAGAGGCGCGCACUCUCAAACCCCCGAUACAGAAGAAAGAUCCGAUGGCAUCCCUCUUCAUGCCGAAACACCGUGCUUUCUCCCAACUACCCAAGGCUGCUAGCAACACACCAGCACGGUAACUAUGUUCUACCCGCUAACUUGCCUCACAAGUUUUCGUCAAUACUCGACUUCUUUUUCAUGAUCUUCCAUGGUCUAGUUUGUUGUACACGAUAUCUAUU
Messenger RNA from Pisolithus orientalis, 1116 nucleotides. Its product is annotated as RNA polymerase II transcription factor SIII subunit A-domain-containing protein. Gene Ontology annotation, biological process: transcription elongation by RNA polymerase II. NCBI's taxonomy places the organism in Eukaryota, Fungi, Basidiomycota, Agaricomycetes, Boletales, Pisolithaceae. The coding region runs from base 106 to 1017 and encodes 303 amino acids. The transcript is spliced from 7 exons. Gene Ontology annotation, cellular component: nucleus; elongin complex. The record is from RefSeq and is a predicted model, not a curated record.